GUUCAUGUGCCAAACUCCUGACCGCCGAGUCUUAAAGAUCAUGAGACAAUUUGGGCGGCGCACAGCACGAAGAGAGGCUAUGUUCGGCUGUUUGGAAGUUAACCCGAGUUUUAGAGAAACGGUCGUUAAAACUCGGUUUCUUUCUCGCUGAGGGCAGAAUCUAGCUAGGAAGGACCGAGUAAGACUCAACUUCUGCCGGAGCGCCAGUCGUAGUCGGAGCGGGGGAGACGUUGGCAGAGGUCGGCGCCCAAAUAACCGUCAAGAAAAGCAGGUUUUACAUUUUACAGAGCGGACUACUUCUUCAUUUUUUGUCACAAUGCUUAAGCUUUGCCUACAGAGAGCUCUCCGACCGACCUUACAGAAGUUACCCUCGGGACUGAAACAGGCACAACCGGUGGUACCGCUGGUGGCGCCGAGGUUGCCGGCGUUAGGGCGACACACGCCGAGCUGCUGGAUGGGCACACAUGGGAGAAACGAGCCAAAUGAGCCGCUCAACUCCCCCAAGAGAGCCAAAGAGUUUAUUUACCGCCUCCAGCCCAAGGAGAGGACGUGUUUACUGAAGGAGCUGCAGAGUUUCGAGUCCAUAGCCAUCGCUCAAGAGACCCUGGAGCCCUCGCCGCCGACUGCAGCGCAGAUCAGAUUUGUUUUGUUCCACAACGCCCUCCCCUUUGUUGGCUUUGGCUUCCUCGAUAAUGCCAUCAUGAUUGCAGCAGGAACACAGAUUGAACUCUCUAUUGGAGUCACUCUGGGGAUCUCCACCAUGGCCGCUGCAGCUCUGGGGAACCUGGUUUCAGAUUUGGCAGGUCUCGGUCUUGCAGGUUAUGUGGAGGCUCUGGCUUCCAAACUGGGGAUGCAGGUUCCAGAUCUGACGCCCAAACAGGUGGAUAUGUGGCAGACCAGACUCAGCUCUCACAUGGGUAAAGCCAUUGGCGUGUCCAUCGGCUGUAUCUUGGGCAUGUUUCCACUGCUGUUUCUGGAUGACGAUAAGGAGAAAGAGGCAGAAGCACAACCCUGUGACGACGCGGCAUCACGCUCGUCCUAACGGGUCGCUACAGACACACAACACCGUCACACCUACACACUGGAUACUGCUGAUGUCAAUUUUAGAAAAUGUCCUCACAGUCUGAUGUUUCUCUGUCCUGCUCAGGCGGCGUUCACACUUUUAUCUUCCUCCAGACCCUCUGAGGCCGUUUGUGAAACUUUCACUGGCUGCUGAUAUUUCAGCUCUUUAGAUUCUUUGAUGCACCGAGCCGCGAUGUUUUCAGUCAGAGUCUCACUCUCAUUUAAAUUCACUGAUUGAAAAUAGGUAUAGGUGUUGUAGGGAUUUCACCUGUUCUGAUUCUUUCAUUGGUUCUUCAUAUUGAUCCCAUUCUUCAUUGAUUCCUUUAUAAGCUGCUUCUUCUUGGUUGAUUAAAAACAUUCACAACCCGACAUUUAAAAAAUCAUUAGUCAACAUGUUUUCAAGUGAGCUGUGUUUACUUCCUGUUUUACAGUUGAGAUCGUUUUGAUUCGUAGUGUAACAGCAGUUUAAGUAGAGAAGAGUCACAAAACCAGCAAAUUAAUUCAGUAAUCUCAUUUACACAGGGAUAUUUAUUUAUUUUGUUUAUUUGUUUUUAGCUCAGCAGCUAAGCUGCACAGAUACAGCUACAACCUGUCAAAUAGAUGAAAAACAUUAUUUAUAUUCAAGCUGUAAUGAAAAUAAGAGAAAAAAAAUAAGAUGUAGGAAAUGUUUCAGAGCUCUUAGUUCUGCCAGUCUCAAUCAAACAACACAGUCAGACAAUUAUAAAACACUAAAAACAAGUUAGAGUCCAUCUAUGGAGCUAUAGAUACUCAAAUGUCUUGCUAACAUUAGCCACCACAAGCUACUGGUCGUACCAGGUGAGGCUGUAGUGACACACCUGAGUGUAUCGCAGUAAACCAGGGUGUGUUUUAUUCCUUGAGAAAUCAUCUUUUGACAUAUGAGAGGAAGGCUGCGUUUUUUUCUUCUUUCAGAGGGUAAAUAGUCUCAUUUUAAAGCUUUUAUAGCAGCAUGAGUUUCAGCCUCAGUCUACGGUCCAAGGACAUCUUCAGUAUGUUUCUGUCUUUACCCGGACUAAGAAAUGAAACUGAGUUGACUUUAGCUGUAUAUAGGAUCCCAGCUUUUCCACACUCUCCUAAGAUCAGUAUUUUGCAUGCGUUUCCUUUUGUCCGUCUAGUUUUCCAAAUAUUGACCACAUGUGUAAAGACGUCCUCUCUGCCGUGGCUCAUUCUGGGUUUUCGAUAUGAAGAAUCGCUGAUGUUGAAGCUGAACGAUUUGGGAUUUCCAGCUCGAUUCUUGAUGCUUCAAAAACGCCUGUUGUGAACGCCGCCUGAGUAGCUCCCAGGAUGGGAUCAGCCCACCUGUCCCACAUGACUGCUUCCUAAACAUCAGCUCCAGCUGCUGAUUUCAACAGGGUGUUAGACUUCCUCUUUUGUGUGAUAUUGAUAAAUCCAGCUGCCAACUUGCCGAUGUGGCUGGUCAUCAUUUCCCAUCCUGACAGUAGAAACACAGACAUUAGACACUCACCAGCUGUUUUGGCAGCUGGAACACUAUAUCAUGGUUUUACUUUUUUCUUCAGCAGACACUUUAUACAUUUGAAGACGUCUUCUCUAAAACACUAUCUGUUUGUUUUUGGGUCAAAAACAUCAAAUAUUUCUUUUUAUUUCAACUGAAAGGUUUCAGUGACAAACUAAAAAAGUCGUUUUGUGCAUCUUAACAAAAACUAAACAAAACAAAAAAACUAUGUAAAUGAAACAAACAGGAACAGUGUCAUCUGCUACCUCGAGGAAUGUGUUUGGUGUUUUGCAUGAAGAACUGAUGUAGCUCUAUAAUCAGACUUUUUAUUUCUCUAUCAGAUGGUUUUUAAAGUGCUGGAAAGUCUUGAAAUGUUUUGCGAAGGUUGUUUAACGAAGGAGGCUUGAAGUAUGGUGUCUGCUAUUUUGAGUUUUUGGGCUUUACACUAAUGUUUGCUUUCCAAGGUCUUUCUGUACCUCUGUGUUUUUCUGUCUCCACCAUCGUUUUCUUUCACUCCUUCUCUCUCGCAGACUGUUGACUGGGAUCCAGCCUUCUGUGUAAUUACUUUUUAUCAGACUUGAAGCUCCAGAUGGUUUGGAUUUGCCACACACAUUUUAUACAGUGACAAGUCGGCUUACAAGUUUCACUGUUUGCUGUCACUUAAACUGUCUUUCUUUUAUCUGUCGUUCUUUCUCUAUUUUCUCUUCCUCUGGCUUCAGCACAUGUUCAUGCUGCUUUUAGUUUAGUUUUGUUUUUUUUUUGUUUUUUUUACAGUGAAUCUGUUUGAUCCUUUUCUCCAGCUGAGUCACAGCUGUUUUCAAAAUAACACCCACAGUCACUCUGUUUACCAUACUGUGCACUAUAUUUAUAUCCCAUCAUUUUAUCUAAGUGUCCCAAUUAAGGCUGCAACUAAUUAUUAAUUUAGAUGUCGACUAGGCUGUUGAUCAUUUUUAUGAUUAAUCAGUCGUUUCUUCUAGAGUGUCAGAAAAUGAUUAAGGAAAGUC
This is a messenger RNA of Seriola dumerili (greater amberjack), 3537 nucleotides long. It is a transcript of the gene tmem65, whose product is annotated as transmembrane protein 65. The coding region runs from base 317 to 1042 and encodes 241 amino acids. The record is from RefSeq and is a predicted model, not a curated record. Gene Ontology annotation, biological process: cardiac ventricle development; regulation of cardiac conduction. NCBI's taxonomy places the organism in Eukaryota, Metazoa, Chordata, Actinopteri, Carangiformes, Carangidae. The transcript is spliced from 7 exons. Gene Ontology annotation, cellular component: mitochondrion.